Molecule: messenger RNA, 1502 nt
Organism: Leptinotarsa decemlineata (Colorado potato beetle)
Lineage: Eukaryota; Metazoa; Arthropoda; Insecta; Coleoptera; Chrysomelidae
Gene: NC2alpha
Product: negative cofactor 2 alpha
Biological process (GO): transcription by RNA polymerase II
Cellular component (GO): nucleus; negative cofactor 2 complex
Molecular function (GO): core promoter sequence-specific DNA binding; protein heterodimerization activity; RNA polymerase II general transcription initiation factor activity
Source: RefSeq, a predicted model, not a curated record
GCAUACUCGGUGUAAUUUUUCCUCCUUCUUUUUAAUACUCAUGUCUGCAAUGGAUAAAAAUUCAGUGAGUUUGCACUAGUUUUCCUAUCGAUUUCGGAAAGUCGAAAGCACUUUCAAACAUAAAAUACAUUUAUUAUGCAUCGGGAAAUAUUCUUCAUGCAAUUUUCAAUUUCUUAUGUGUACAUGUAAUGCGAAACGAAGUCAACAGUUUAACUUUCAACUGUGACAAUAGUUUUACUUAUGGAAGACGCCAUUGACAGCCUAACCUUUUUUUUUGGCAAAUGACAAAUGACCGAUUAGUUUAGAUAUAAACAAGGUUACUGUAUAACAAAAAUAUGCCUUCGAAAAAGAAAAAGUAUAAUGCUAGAUUUCCAGCCGGAAGAAUAAAAAAAAUUAUGCAGACAGAUGAAGAAGUUGGAAAAGUAGCACAAGCAGUACCAGUCAUAAUCUCUAGAACCUUGGAACUUUUUGUCGAAUCACUUCUGACAAAAUCCAUGCAAAUUACUCAGGCCCGAAAUGCAAAAACUUUGACUCCGUCCCAUAUGAAACAGUGUAUUCUAUCAGAAAGCCGUUUUGAUUUUCUGAAAGAUUUGGUUAAAAAUAUUCCGGACGCUAGUAUUCAGGAAGAUAAUGAAAAUAAUGCUAUUUCUGAAGAAAACUUGGAUACUAACAAAACUGAAGAUUCCAUUAAAAUGGAGGAAUCAGACGACUCCGAAAAGUCCAAUACUGAAGAAGAAUUAACGAGAAAUUCAACAAAGAAUGAGAAGUCCCUCCAGAUGGAAGCAAAUGAUUAUAGUCGACAAAGCACUUCCACGAGUAGAACACCUGUUAUUCAAUAUGGCCCUAAAAUAGUAGAAGCUGAAGCAACAAGGCUGAAUUUUUCAGUCAAUAGAUUGUUGGGUCAGGAAGACAAACCGAAGUUACACAUAACUAUUGCAUCAGAAAAUUCCCCUGUGCCCCAGCUUGUUCCAGCAAAUAGAUCAGUUAGCAGUUUACCAACUAGGGUAGCCCCUAGCAGUAACGUGCCCCCCCUUAUACCUUUCUCACAAUUCAGUCCGAACACCUCUGAAAAUUUGUGUAUUGAUGAGGAUUAUGAUAACUGAAGAAAUCUUUGAACAGUUUCCAGUCCAUCACGGUUUUGUCAUCAGUUCCAGUCAUUCAUGUACAGUUAGCUAUAUGAUUUCAAAUAAAUAUUUAGACAAGUAAUUUUAAGAAUACCAGAAAAGAUUUCCUUCUUUGAGGAAUUUUCUUUUUGUAUGAGAGUUUUUGAAAAUAAUUUGCUUUUUAUUUUUAUCACGAUUCUCCAAAAAUUGAUUGUUAUUAAACUAUAUAAAAAUGAAUGGGUGUAUAUAUGACUAGUAUUGAAUAUUUUUGAGGAUUUAUAUCUACAGUUAAUGAUGAAGAGUUAGUCAAAUAUCUUUUUUUUUUAAUGAAAAUCUAAUUUGUCAUCCUUCUUAACUUGUAAUGAAAAAAUUGAAAAAUAUAUUUUGAUAGCACUGAGA